Messenger RNA from Dermacentor andersoni, 1222 nucleotides. RefSeq lists its product as uncharacterized. The record is from RefSeq and is a predicted model, not a curated record. Lineage: Eukaryota; Metazoa; Arthropoda; Arachnida; Ixodida; Ixodidae. Gene Ontology annotation, biological process: activation of innate immune response. Gene Ontology annotation, molecular function: zinc ion binding; RNA binding; double-stranded DNA binding.
CUUCCGUCUGUCGAAGAGAGCGGACGUGGUCAUCAUGUGCUCCGAUGGGGCGGUGUUUGCGGCAAUGAAUAGCCGCGGUAACAGGAAUGCGACGCCUGCUGAACGUGAAGAUUAUGAGGUCAUCUUGCCUACAUUGCCUACAGGUCGUACAGUUUUGAAUACCAUAUUUUUACAUGCCGAUAUUCGGGCCAGGCCUUAUCGAGUUGAAGACUUCAGGGAUACGUUGGACCGUCUGGCAUUGCUCCCUGAGGUGCUAGCCUUGGGGGCGUACCAGAUGAGUCACGUAUGGGCCGUCACCUUCAAGAAUGCGGAAGGCGUGAAGAAGGCUCUGACCAUCGGUGAAAUGAAGGUGAAGGGUCGCCGCUGUGUUGUAGUUGACCCGGCGAACCAAGCCCUGUGCCUGAAGUUGCACUGGCUGCUUUUCAAUGUUCCCGAUGAAGAUGUACGUGCUGCACUAGCCAUGUUCGGGACGGUAACAGAUGUCGUGAAAGAAAAGUGGCGUGUGAAUGGCAUCCACGAGAAAAGUACGACGACGCGGAUGGUGAGCAUUAAGCUCCAUCCAGGUGUCAAGGUUGACGACCUCCCACACCAGCUUCGUGUUGGUGGGGAACUGGCGCUGCUAAUUGCGCCAGGAAGAGCACCAGUGUGUUUGCGCUGUCACACCGCGGGACAUAUACGACGCGACUGCCGUGUCCCUCGAUGUGCUCGGUGCCGUCGUUUUGGGCAUGACGAGAGUUCGUGUGUGAAGACGUACGCAAGUGUAACAGGACCAGUUGGAAAAACUGACGCAGCAGAGCUCGUCAUGGAUGAAGCCGACGCGGAAGAAGCUGCAGGAACGUCGAGUCAAGUGACACAAAAGGAGAUACGACCAGCAGACAUGCCCUCCUAUCCGCAAGAAAAUGAACAGCAAGGAGACCAUAGCCUUGUAGAAAAGCCCGACGUGAGGGAAGUGCCUGAAAAGACAAGUGUGGGCGCAGAACACGGUGAACCUUCAAAGGAUCCAGCGAGCCAACACAUGGAAAGCAUGGACGUCACGGUACAAUCCACCGGAGGCGCAGUCUGCAAACGGGGACGCGAAGCCACAACGGACGAGGCGGACAGACAAGACGUCGUUGGAUCUGUGGAACCACCAACGAAAACGGUGGUGACUCGACGCGCGUCAUUGAAACCCAAGCCCAACGUUCCACCAAACAGAAAAGCGGUGUUGAAACUGUCAACGUAG